Messenger RNA from Oryzias latipes (Japanese medaka), 5419 nucleotides. RefSeq names its product cadherin 24, type 2a (gene cdh24a). Gene Ontology annotation, cellular component: plasma membrane; adherens junction; catenin complex. Gene Ontology annotation, molecular function: calcium ion binding; beta-catenin binding; cadherin binding. The record is from RefSeq and is a predicted model, not a curated record. NCBI's taxonomy places the organism in Eukaryota, Metazoa, Chordata, Actinopteri, Beloniformes, Adrianichthyidae. Gene Ontology annotation, biological process: homophilic cell-cell adhesion; cell-cell junction assembly; multicellular organism development.
AAGAAGAGGCUUUUAGGGGAAAGUCUUUCACAAACUAAUGGAGAGGGAGAAGGAGGAGGUGGACGCACGCGGGCAGGCAGGCAGGGAGGGGAGGGCUGAGAAGGGGGAGACCGGGCUCCGCUCGCGCGAACCCCGGCAGUCCCUUCCCACGCUGGUCGCAUCACGGCUCCGUUAAACCACGGAGGCUCACUUUCGCCGGUCAACACGGUGAUCCAGUGCAUCAUGUGCACUGCAUGGUAAUAUGUGAAAACUGUGUGGGAAAUGAAGACAUGCUUUAAAGAGAGGAAUGGAAAAACUAAAGGAGGAGCUGCAGAAGUGAACCCUCAUAAAAGCCUGCAUCUUAUCAGCAAUUCCACAGCCAUUCCCUGAGACGUCCCUGCUUGGUGAACAUUCGCAAUGGCAGCACAUGUUGUGCUUCUCUUUCUUUUAUUCUGUCAAGGGGAAAGAAGUGGCAUUUCCGACGCCGCUGGCCUUUCAGAAGAAGAUGAGGACUUGCAAGUAAUAUCAAGCAAAAAGCAACAAGGCCUGCCUCAUCUAGAGUCCAUAAACAUCCUGCUUGAGAAAAGCGAUAAACUGGGCAGUCAUUUUGAGGAUCCAGAAAGCGGUAGAGAAGCGCUGUCAGAUGUGGAUUAUGAACGGAAUUACACCAAAAACAAAACAAUAAAGGAAACAUACAAAUUUGGACAUCCUGAAGUGUCAUCCAAAAUAUUCAGAAGUCCUGAACCCACUUUUAACAGGAAGAAAAGGAGCAGUUUUGCUAACACAGUGGCUAAAACUGUUAUCAAUAAUCAUAUUUUAGCGUCAAGGUCAGAAAAGGCAAGCACUGUCCAGCCUGUGGAAAAUAUGGACUACAGUGUUGGCGACAGGCAGCCUGGAAGCAACCAUGGGGCUACUAAAUGGGUCAGGGAGUCCGAACAUAGACAACCAGAGCCUCACAUGUUAAAGGAGGAGCCUCGCCGCCGCCGCCGCAGGAGCUGGCUGUGGAACCAGUUCUUUGUAAUCGAGGAAUACAGAGGGCCUGAACCUGUGCUCAUUGGACGGCUGCACACAGAUAUGGACAGAGGAGAUGGAAACACAAAGUACACGCUGGAAGGAGAAGGUGUGGGAUCUGUGUUUGUUAUUGACAGCAACACGGGAAACAUCCACGUCACCAAGUCUCUGGACAGAGAGGAGAAGGACCAGUAUCGUCUCAUUGCAACAGCUACCGACCGCAAGAGCGGCCGAGCCCUGGAGCCCUCCUCGGAGUUCAUCAUUCGAGUCCAGGACAUCAAUGACAACCCACCUGUCUUCCCCCAUGAACCUUACGUUGCCGUGGUUCCAGAGAUGGCCAACAUAGGAACGUCCAUUAUCCAGGUCACAGCCUUAGACGCAGAUGAUCCAACAUAUGGAAACUCAGCUCGGCUGGUGUAUGGGAUCACGCAGGGUCAGGAAUACUUCUCUGUGGACCCUCAGACAGGCAUCCUGCGCACCGCCGUACCUGAUAUGGACAGAGAGACCCAGGAAGAAUAUCUAGUGGUCCUUCAGGCCAAAGACAUGGGAGGACAUGUGGGAGGCUUGUCUGGAACCACCACAGUCACCGUGAAGCUGAGUGACGUCAACGACAACCCCCCUCACUUCCGAAGGAGUGCGUGGACGUUCUCUGUGUCGGAGCUGGCGGCACCAGGUGUGGAAGUGGGCCGUCUCACUGCCACCGAUCCUGACCUGGGAGAAAACGCACAGCUGGAGUUCGCAAUCCUGGACGCAGAGGAAGCAGAGACGUUCAACGUAACCGGAAGAGACAAAGAGGCCGUCAUUGUGCUGAACAAGCUUCUAGAUUAUGAAACCCGCAGCUCGUACACUUUCUCAGUGGAAGUUACGAACCCUGUGGUGGAUGCUCGCUUCAUAAGGAAAGGACCCUUUAAGGACCAGGCAACAGUGCGGGUGAUGGUGUUGAAUGCUGACGAGCCACCUAAAUUCUCGCAGGCGUAUUACCAUCUCGAUGUGUCUGAGAAUUGCCCCCCUGUCUGCUCUGUUGGUCGGGUGUAUGCCAUUGACCCAGACACAGGACAAAGCACAAACGUCAGAUACUCCAUUGAUCCUGGGUCAGACCCUGAGGCCCUGUUCCGCAUUGCCUCUGACACCGGUCUCAUCAGCACAGUGAUGGAGCUGGAUAGGGAGCAGGAGCAGUGGCAUAACAUCACAGUGGUUGCCACACAGGGGGACAAUCCAAACCUUGUAUCAAGGGUUGUGGUUGCCAUAGAGACACUAGACCAGAACGACAAUGCGCCAGAGUUGGACAGACAAUACACAACAUCUGUAUGUGACUCCAGUUCCCCUGGUCAGGUAGUUCAGGUUCUGCGGGCCGUUGACCGGGACCAGGGAGGGCAGGACGCCCCCAUCCACUUCAGCAUUCCUCCUGUGUCCAGUUCUGCUCUAAACCUCACCGUCAGGGAAACUGGAGGUGUGACAGCCAGCCUGGUGCUCCAGUCGGCCUUGGAGCCCCUCCCUGGAUUCUCCUCUUCUUUGCUCACCCUUUACGUGCCUGUGGUUCUGCGUGACGGGGCCUCGGGUCUGACCAACACUGGCACUGUCACUGUGACCAUUUGUCCAUGUCUGCAAGGGGGCAUGCAGACUGAGGAUCGGGGCAGACAGAGGGACAGGAGAUGGGAGAGACACAUGGUCUGUCUGCCUGUGCCGUCUGCCUCCCCGUCUCUCAUAUUUAGUUUGGUCACAUUGCUGGCCAUGAUGGCCUGCGUCACCACCCUGCUGGUGGUGUGUGCACUCUCGCUGUCAUUGCGCCAUCAGAAACGAGACUCCCACUCACCCUUUGAGGAGGAUGAUGUCAGGGAAAACAUCAUAUCUUACGAUGAUGAAGGGGGAGGGGAGGCCGACACCGCAGCCUUUGACAUUACAGCCCUGCAAAGCAUGCACCGGAUGCAGCACACGCACAACAGCAGCAACAUAUGGUAUACUCAACAAAAUGCGCCCAGAGCCAGGAGGUUCAGCUGGAGCCUUCACCCCCGCUCCGGCCUGGGCCCUCAGCAGCGGCCCGGCUCCGCUCCCCUGUACGGACGCCUCUGCUACGGCAUGCACGCGCUGCCUGUUCUCCGAGAUUAUCCAGCUGGGCCGCUGGAGGCGGGCUUCCAGUUGAACCGACUGACUCAAGGGGUUGCAGGCGGCCAUUUAGGCAAUUCCCUUUUCACCCCCAACCAGAGCACCUCUGAGCCUCUGCACCGCCCUGCCGAGGCGGGCCUGCGUGGCGUUCAGGCAGAACAUUUGGCAAAGAGCAGAGUCGCAGGCAGUAAUGAAAGCAGUGGAGCUAACACAGCUGGCCCAAACGGAAACCAAGCCAAGAUGAAAGCAGCAGCAGGAGCAGAAGCGACAGCAGCCGGCGCCUCGGCCGAUCUGACCCACGAGUCCUCCUGCCAGAGUCACACCAGCUUCUCAUCAAGCCCACAGGAGGCCCAGCCCGGUUCGCCCCCCGCUCAGAUCAGCACUGGAGCCACCAGCUGCACAGCGGACGACGUUGAUACCGAUUGCUCCAUUCCCUCCAUCUCAGAGCAGAGUUUCUCAAACAGCAGUCAGAUCAGCUCUGCCAACGCCCCCUGCUACCUGAAAGGAGACUCGUACAGCAUCGUGGGCUCUCUGAACCCCAGCAGCAUGGAGACCUGCAUGAACGGCAGCGCCCUGUACUCUGCAGGGGUGCAGCUCCUCAGCCUCGGUAGACUCCAGAGCAGAGACAGGAGCUCGCCGUCGCCUCCCGCCGGCACGUCUACUGAGAACAACGGCUUACCAGCGGAGGCACAACCUGGGACGGCAGAGACCGCUGUCCCACAGCCUCUCGGGAUGGAGGAGCUCCUCAACAUCCGUCUGGAUCGAGUCACCUUUGACAUGUCGCAGCCUCCCUAUGACUCGCUGCAGACCUAUGAGUUUGAGGGCCGCGACUCAAGGGCGGAAUCUCUGAGCUCGCUGGAGAGCGACGGCGAGAAGGACAACGGCAAGGCAGCAGGAGGGAUGGAGGAGCUGAACCAGAAGUUUCAGAGGCUGCUGGAGAUCAUCAGAGACAGGAAGAAGGAGAGAGACACUCAAGCAAGCGAGGGAGGAGAACACGGGGCGACACUUGAACAGACUGAGGAACAAGGAAAAGGACAGCAGAGAUGGGACUUCUAGUAAGUUUGACAGUGAAAGAAAAAGACGGAGCCUCUGACAGCAGAAUUCUUCUGCCCCUGCCAGGAAGUUUGCCGGCAGCCGCCAGGAUGCUGAACAUCUGCAGAGCAGCGUGUCUGGGAAACGCUUAUGGAAGCUGCCGCUUUCCUCACUGGAGCCGAUGCUAAUAAGGCACUCGGGCUCUCUGAGCUGAAGACAUAAAAUCAAUGUUUGUUUGUUUUUAUUUGAUCCCAAGAGCUGCUCUGUGAAAAUGUGAGCUGCAUCAAAAAUGAACUGUCAUAUGUUCCAUUGAUAAAUGAUGAUUAGCACAACCUUAAGAAACUGGAGAAGUCACACAGAUAAUGUCCACACAGCCGUUCAUAUCCUCCUAAAACACUGUAAAGAAGUGCCAAUAACAUCCACGUGUAGAUAAACAUCAACUGUUGGUUCUUACUUUGUAUGUUUGUCUUAGUGUGCACACAGGAAGUUCUGUUUUUACGCAAAUUCCCGUUCAAAAUGUUGUGAUGUUCAGCCCUGACAGGGUCACCUCGGUGAAUCAGCUUUCACUGACUUAAGGUGGUUUGGCCGAGAGAUGCCCUUCCUGUGGGAGACUCAGGCAGCAGCACCAAGGGUCUUGCCUUAGGACCCACACUGGAUAUUUUAGCUCUCUGAAGCCCUUCACCCAGCCAACUGAGCCAUCCAGCUGCAUGUUCAUGUCCUCUGUUCAGCCAGCAAUAAAGCCCAAAGGCACCCCCUACAGGCAGAAAUAUGAACUGCCUUUUCCCUUCAAAUCUAGAAAAAGUGAAACAGUCAGUUUGAUAUUUUCAGACAAAAGUACCCUCAAGGUUUUUGUAAUGACUUGACAGUGGAGACGCCAGUCCAAACAACGCCCUAGUGGUGCACAAUGCCAUUUUUAACUCUAAAUUAGAUACAUCGAUUUGAUCGAUUAAUUUAAAUUUGUUGUUUAAGAAGAUUUGUUUUUGGGGAAAAUCUGUAUUUUAUUUUUUCCAGCUCUCUGGUUUCUUGGGCCUUUGUUUCACGCUAUUCUCUAUGGCAAACCGCACGCUGGAAUAUCUGUUUGAAGGCUGCUGCUAUGAAAAGCGGGAGGACGGCGAAUUUCAACACCUGAAGCAGAGGCUCCGUCGACGUGUUUCUCUGUGCGAAACGCUCAAGCCAGCUGCAGCUCACCAAACACACGUGCAAUAGUUCACAAACAUUUUUACAGCUUGUAUUUAGGUGCACUUUGUAUUCAGGCCAUCUUCCAAAGGUGAUGUUCAAAUAAAAGUGAAAUAUA